GUUGUGCUACUGUUGCAGAGCCUCCGCCACCAGGGGCGCUGUUAUCUCCUUUCAUACCCAUAAGCGGGGGAGUGAGAGGUGCAUGAAAUGGAGAAAAAUGGCGGAUCAUGUGCAGGGCCUUGCCCAGCUGGAGAUCCUGUGUAAGCAGCUGUACGAGACCACUGACACCGCCGUCCGACUCCAGGCAGAGAAAGCUUUGGUGGAGUUCACCAACAGCCCUGACUGUCUCAGCAAGUGCCAGCUGCUGCUGGAGAGAGGCAGUUCUUCAUAUUCUCAGCUGCUUGCUGCCACCUGUUUAUCUAAACUAGUGUCUCGGACCAGCAACCCGUUACCCCUUGAGCAACGCAUCGACAUUCGGAACUAUGUGCUGAAUUAUCUGGCGACGAGGCCAAAGUUAGCAGCGUUUGUGACCCAGGCUUUGAUCCAGCUGUAUGCCAGGAUCACCAAACUGGGCUGGUUUGACUGUCAGAAGGAUGACUAUGUCUUCAGAAACGUCAUCGCUGAUGUAACACGCUUCCUCCAGGACAGCGUGGAACACUGCAUCAUAGGCGUCACCAUUCUGUCCCAGCUAACAAAUGAGAUCAACCAGGCCGACACAACACAUCCUCUGACCAAACAUAGGAAGAUCGCCUCCUCGUUCAGAGACUCCUCCCUUUUUGACAUCUUCACUCUGUCCUGUAACCUCCUAAAGCAGGCUUCAGGGAAGAAUCUAAACUUGAACGAUGAAUCUCAGCACGGAUUGCUGAUGCAGCUCCUGAAACUCAGCUACAAUUGCCUCAACUUCGACUUCAUAGGAACUUCCACAGACGAGUCGUCAGACGACCUCUGCACCGUUCAAAUUCCUACAUCAUGGAGAUCAGCGUUCCUCGAUUCCUCCACACUACAGCUGUUUUUCAAUUUAUACCAUUCCCUCCCUCCGUCCCUGUCCCCGUUGGUGUUGUCGUGUCUAGUUCAGAUAGCCUCUGUUAGGAGGUCCCUCUUCAACAACGCAGAGCGUGCAAAGUUCCUCUCACAUUUAGUGGAUGGCGUUAAGAGGAUAUUAGCAAACCCACAGUGUUUGCCAGAUCCAAACAACUACCACGAGUUCUGUCGUCUGCUGGCGAGGCUGAAGAGUAACUACCAGCUGGGGGAGCUGGUGAAGGUAGAGAACUACCCUGAAGUAAUUCGCCUCAUAGCCAAUUUCACCGUCACCAGCCUGCAGCACUGGGAGUUCGCCCCAAACAGUGUUCACUACCUGCUGAGUCUGUGGCAGCGUCUGGCCGCGUCCGUGCCCUACGUCAAAGCCACCGAGCCUCACCUACUGGAGACAUACACCCCAGAGGUGACCAAGGCCUACAUCACGUCACGGCUGGAGUCGGUCCAUGUUAUUCUCAGAGACGGCUUAGAAGACCCUCUGGAUGAUGCUGGCCUCGUCCAGCAGCAGUUGGACCAGUUGUCCACCAUUGGCAGGUGUGAAUAUGAGAAGACGUGUGCACUACUAGUGCAGCUAUUUGAUCAGGCAGCACAGACAUACCAGGAGCUCCUGCAGUCCACUAACUCCAGCGCCGUGGACGUCACGGUACAAGAAGGACGGUUGACGUGGUUGGUUUAUAUCAUCGGGGCGGUGAUUGGUGGACGGGUGUCUUUUGCUAGCACAGACGAGCAGGACGCCAUGGAUGGGGAGUUAGUCUGUCGGGUGCUGCAGCUGAUGAACCUCACAGACUCGCGGCUCGCUCAGGCUGGAAACGAGAGGCUGGAGCUGGCCAUGCUCAGCUUCUUUGAACAGUUCAGAAAGAUCUACAUCGGUGAUCAGGUUCAAAAGUCAUCAAAGCUUUAUCGACGACUAUCAGAGGUUCUGGGGCUGAACGAUGAAACCAUGGUACUCAGUGUCUUUAUUGGGAAAAUCAUCACAAACCUGAAGUACUGGGGCCAGUGUGAACCAAUCACCUCUAAGACACUCCAGCUGCUGAACGACCUCUCGUUAGGGUACAGCAGUGUGAGGAAGCUGGUGAAGCUCAGCGCUGUUCAGUUCAUGCUGAACAACCACACGAGUGAACACUUCUCCUUCUUGGGGGUGAACAACCAGUCCAACCUGAGUGACAUGAGAUGUCGGACCACCUUCUACACGGCGUUGGGACGCCUGCUGAUGGUCGAUUUAGGUGAGGAUGAGGACCAGUUUGAGCAGUUCAUGUUGCCUCUAACAGCUGCGUUUGAAGCUGUAGCUCAAAUGUUGAGUACAAACACAUUCAACGAGCAGGAAGCAAAGAGGACUCUAGUGGGUUUGGUCAGAGAUCUGAGAGGAAUCGCCUUCGCCUUUAACGCCAAGACAAGUUUCAUGAUGCUGUUUGACUGGAUAUAUCCAGCUUACAUGCCCAUUCUGCAGCGGGCCAUCGAGCUUUGGUACCAUGACCCGGCCUGCACGACGCCUGUUCUCAAGCUCAUGGCAGAGCUGGUUCAUAACAGAUCUCAGAGGCUUCAGUUUGACGUGUCGUCGCCUAACGGCAUCCUGCUGUUCAGGGAAACCAGCAAGAUGAUCACAACCUACGGGAACCGCAUCCUGACGCUGGGAGAAGUCCCGAAGGAGCAGGUGUACAGUGUGAAGCUGAAGGGUGUCAGCGUGUGCUUCGCCAUGCUGAAGGCUGUGCUCAGUGGAAACUAUGUCAACUUUGGCGUUUUCCGUUUGUAUGGCGAUGACGCUCUGGACAACGCCCUGCAGACCUUCAUCAAACUACUGCUGUCCAUCCCUCACAGUGACUUGCUGGACUACCCGAAGCUCAGCCAGUCCUUUUACUCUCUGCUGGAGGUGCUGACUCAAGACCACAUGAACUUCAUCGCCAGCCUGGAGCCACACGUCGUCAUGUACAUCCUGUCGUCGAUAUCGGAAGGCCUCACGGCGCUUGACACGAUGGUGUGCACCGGCUGCUGCUCCAGUCUGGACCACAUAGUGACCUACCUGUUCAAGCAGCUGUCGCGCUCCACCAAGAAGCGUCCUGCUCCCAUGGCGUCGGACGACCGCUUCCUCCACAUCAUGCAGCAGCAUCCAGAGAUGAUCCAGCAGAUGUUGUCCACCGUGUUGAACAUCAUCAUCUUUGAAGAUUGCAGGAACCAGUGGUCCAUGUCGCGGCCUUUGUUAGGUCUUAUCCUGCUCAACGAGAAGUAUUUUGCCGACCUGAGGAACAGCAUCGUCAGCAGCCAGCCUCCAGAGAAGCAGCAAGCCAUGCACUUAUGUUUUGAGAACCUGAUGGAGGGAAUUGAGCGAAAUCUACUAACAAAAAAUCGGGACAGGUUCACACAGAAUCUGUCCGUGUUCAGGAGGGAGGUCAACGACAGCAUGAAGAACUCCACGUAUGGCGUCAACAGCAACGACAUGAUGAGCUGACAUUCCACACGGCAGAGUCACACCCAGCUGCAGAGCGAGCUCACCCCUCCCCUCACCCCCCCUCCCAAAAGCUCCACAGCCUCCCCCCUCCCUGCAUCCGCCUCCCCCUGCCCUCCUUCCCUCCCUCCCUGGGCCCGGAUGCCUAGGGAUCAUAUCCUCACCGCCAACACGACGUUGGCUCAACUCCCCACCUCCUUUUUGAUAUAAGCAUAUAUAAAUAUAUAUAGAUCUAUUUUAAAGCCAGUCUGCGUUGGUCUGACUCGUCUGGCUGGAGGGGGCCGGGGGUGCAUGUCUAAGCACUCUAAACUACCUAGAGAGGAAGGCCAGAGUGCCGCAGCUGUAAAUGGAGCCGAGCGGGACGACGGGGGCGAACACCGGUAACCAUAGUAAUCCGCUUCUGCCUGCCUUGUAUAGAAAAACCCACAAAACAAGUGUACAUUUUUUUUCGUAACAUUUUGAACAAUGUUUAUAAUGAUCGAAUUUAAAAACACAGAAGUUGAGGAUAAACACAAAACAAAAACAACGUGUGAUUGAGCUUUUUACAGUGUAGUGAGUUAGUGCGAGCUGUCCGUCUGCGUGGGGAGCGAGCUUUCCACAGGAGGGAGGGGAGGACAGGUGAGUGACAUGGGGUGAGGGCGGGUAGGGGGGGUGAGCACUCCAUGAACAGGAAGCAGAGGUACACACACUAACAGAAAGGGAGAGUCAGAGCACCCAUGUUGUACAUUUUUCUCAGUCUCUGCUUGAAGUGAUGUAAAUAGUCCCGAGGCUGCAGGCCAGUGGCUCUUAGAGGGACACCUGCUGUUUUUCACACACACACACACCCUCCCGGUCAUGAUCUUUAACCACAUCCAGCCCCUGAAGCUAGAUGUGUGUGCAUUCAAAACGGAAACAUCUGAUCAGCCUCCUGAUAACCAUGACACUAAACCUAACCGUCAGUCAUCUGGACUGAUUCAGACAAACCAAUGAGUCAGAAGAACAUUAGCUGAGAAUUAUGAAUGAAAACUGCAGUAUUCUUGUUUGGUCAGUCUCACACACACACACACACACACACACACAGGAGUCAGGAUGUCUGUGAUAACAUGAAAAUGCUUGUUGUGCGGUUUUGUCAGGUUUCAGCCACAGAAGCAUGAGGAUGACCGUUUCAGCCGCUCACAGACCCAGAUACCAAAAACUGAUCAGUUCUUUCUUUAUCAUCAGUUUAUCAAACAAACAUCGACAUCCUGACCCAGAGCAGUUUCUCUGACUCACCAGAACACCUCUACGUUCUAUUUGUGAUAAAAUGCUGCAAUAAUGUCUCAUAAAGCACCGUUUCUUCACAAGCAGCCCAGUGUGAGUAUCAGCCUCCAAGCUGCAGCUGCUGUUUUCCUCCUGACAAUUUUGUUAGGACAGUUUUAUUUAAAUCGGGUUAGAAAUGUCUAAAAUCCUCCACUUAGAUGAAAUAAAAUGAUCAGUAAUUAAUCCUAAUUGAAAGUUUCUCGUCAGUGGUGCUGAUGAUGCUUGGGUCGGAUCAAAGGACCGCAGGCUUCAUCUAAUGUUUAAAUGACCCGUAAAGACCAGCCUGGACCAUAGAUGAUCCUACAGUAGUCGCUUAGACCAAACGCUUUAAUGUCUUGUGAUUAAUACUUGAACAAAAACUACUUAAAAUAUGAAGAAUUAGGAGAAAACAGCAGGAAUUUGUCCACUGGUGGGUUGAAGUUUUGAUUAUCCUCAAAAAGUUUUGUUAUGCAGAUGUAGAGUUCAAAAAGGUGAGCAGGAACAUUUUUGUUUUCUUUUAAAUGGAUUUUAUUUACUUUUUCAUAUGAGUUCUAAAAUAAGACGAAAUACCAUCGAGAAGCUUCGGGAGUAGAUGAGCGAAGCUUUUAGCAUCACAUCUGGGUCACCCAGCUGUCACUCAUCAUGUUUAAAUGCUCAUUUCCUGACCUUUAGUCAUUUAAAAGCUCUAAUUGAAUUUCCAUCACACUAAUAAUUACUUCUCUGAUUUGAUAAAACAACUUCCCUCUCUUUUCAUUCCUCCUGCGUGACUGCUGACAAGUUUGGGCGUGACUCGGGUUCAGCCAUCGCAGCAGAAAAACAGCAGAACAUCCCUUUAAGUCACCCGCAGGCCUGCAGCACGGCGUGCGCACGCCCGCUGCUUGCUGGUGUGUAAGCAACAUGGUUGGGGUCACGUUUCCCCUCUGGUAGGCUCGGUGCAACAUCCACCAUUUUGUUUACACUCUGGAUUCCUCAGACCAGUUUUGGGACGACCCCCCAUUAAAGUCCUGCAGUGGAGUCCUUUUGGUGUGUGUGUGUGUGGUGUGGCUCUGUCGCCUGGUGUGUGUGUGUGGUGUCUUGGUGAAACUGCGAUAGAGCUCAAACAGCCAAGGCAUGUGUGUGUGUGUGUGUGCGCCAGUGAUGAAGACAGACUUGAUCAUCCGGGGAAGCCAGCGUGGAGACGCGGGAUCCUCCUGAAGGAUCUCUGAGUCUGAAGCACCUGAAGAACCUCAGUAGACGUCAGAACCGUGUAAAGAAGUGUUAGCAACGUGUUACUCUACGAUGUUGCUGCUAACUGUCUGUGACACUAGCUCAUCUCUAACCACGUCAGCACUCACGGAUGUCCCUACGUUUUGGUUUGUGUCCCUGAUGUGAAUGUGUUGGGUCCAUAGAGUGAAUAGCUGUUUGAGUUGUUUGGAUGUCUGCUACAUAUAGUGUAAGCAUUGUGACUGCAAAUAAACAUCAUUGAUUUUUA
This is a messenger RNA of Nothobranchius furzeri (turquoise killifish), 6083 nucleotides long. RefSeq names its product exportin 7 (gene xpo7). Gene Ontology annotation, biological process: protein export from nucleus. Gene Ontology annotation, cellular component: nuclear pore; cytoplasm. NCBI's taxonomy places the organism in Eukaryota, Metazoa, Chordata, Actinopteri, Cyprinodontiformes, Nothobranchiidae. The record is from RefSeq and is a predicted model, not a curated record. Gene Ontology annotation, molecular function: small GTPase binding; nuclear export signal receptor activity.